CUGAAUGUAAACUUAUUUCAGAAGACAUGAUUCCCUUUAUAUCCCCAAAAUGGCAUACAACAAUUUGGAACGCGGUGCUGCUACCUGCCAUUAAAUAACCGACUUUGACAAAGUCAAUAAAUAAAUAAAGAUGAUUUUUGUUUUGUAAACGCUGUUGUGAAAGAAAACUAUGACGUGAAUGAAUCUGUGUUCACAAUCUCCGCCUUCAUUACAAACAAGAGUGCGCUGAAAGUUCAGAUCUUCAGCCCAAACACAAAGAUGUUUCUUGAGUCGGUUCUGUUGGCGUGUCUGAUCGCUUUUCCUCUCAUUCUUAAGCUGAUUUUCCCGUUUUUCUGGACGGACUUUCUCUAUCACAUAGAGUUGCUACGGAUUUUAAUCAAGUUUGUUUCCCGCAGUCGUCGGCGACCCCCGUUUCUCGCGCUGGACAGAUUUCUAGAACAAGUCAAAACGCGACCGAACAAAACGUUUAUCGUGUUCGAGAAUAAACCUUACUCGUUUAAAGACGCGGACAAAGAGAGCAAUAAAAUAGCAAACGCGUUACGGGCCGUGUCGGUUCUGAGAUCCGGAGACCCGGUGGUUCUGUUCAUGCUGAACGAGCCCGCGUUCAUCUUCUGCUGGCUCGCGUUGGCGAAGCUCGGUUGCGCAUGCGCACUGCUCAAUACGAGCAUCAGAGCGAGGAGUUUAAUCUCGAACUUCAGAUGCUGUCGUGGCGCCAAAGUUCUGAUCGCGUCAGCAGAGUUGCAGGCAGCUGUUGAGGAGGUUUGUGAAGACCUCCAGCAGGAUGAUGUGAUGAUAUUUAUAAUGAGUGAAGAGCUCAGAUCAUCAUCAUCAUCAUCACGUGUGAAGAGUCUGAGUGUGCUGGAGUCCUCAGAUUCAGAUGUUCCUCAAUCAUACAGAGCAAACGUGUCCUUCACUUCCCCUGCGGUCUACAUAUACACAUCUGGAACCACAGGUCUUCCUAAAGCUGCUGUGAUCAAUCAAACCCGUCUGCUCGCGGCUCUGGCCGUGUUGGCGUCCAAUGGCGUAACAGAACGUGAUGUCAUUUAUGUGACUCUUCCACUGUAUCACACCGCAGGCUUCCUCAUUGGUUUCCUGGGCUCUGUUGAGACAGGUUCAACUAUCAUUUUGCGACACAAGUUUUCCGCAUCUCGGUUUUGGGACGAGUGUCGGCUGUAUAACGUGACUGUGAUUCAGUAUAUCGGAGAGGUUCUUCGUUAUCUGUGCAACACACCAGAGAAACGUGACGAUAAAGAACACGGCGUGCGUUUGGCCAUUGGCAAUGGACUUCGCGCAGACGUGUGGAGGAAAUUUCUAAACCGAUUUGGGAAUAUUGAAGUGAGAGAGUUUUACGCCUCCACAGAGGGAAAUGUAGGUUUCGUGAACUACGCCGGACAGAUCGGAGCCGUGGGCCGUGUCAGCUAUCUGCACAGAAAACUAUUCCCGUAUAGCCUGAUUCAAUACGACACGGAGCGAGAUGAGCCGGUCAGAGACUCCAAAGGCCUGUGUGUAGAGGUGCCUAAAGGGCAGACGGGUUUGCUGGUGUCUAAGAUUACAGAAAUCGCUCCCUUUGUGGGUUAUGCAGAAAACGAGCAUCAAACUGAAAAGAAGAGGUUACGUGAUGUUUUUAAGAGCGGCGAUGUGUAUUUCAACAGCGGAGAUUUACUGAAAAUCGAUUGUGACAAUUUUAUCUACUUUCAGGAUCGAGUCGGAGACACAUUCAGGUGGAAGGGAGAGAACGUGGCCACCACUGAAGUGUCUGACAUCAUCGGUUUCCUGGACUUUGUCGAGGAGGUGAAUGUUUACGGAGUGAAAGUUCCAGGCCACGAGGGACGCAUUGGAAUGGCUGCCGUGAAAAUCAGGGAUGGCAUGGAGUUUGAACGCACCAAAAUGUUUAACCACGUCCGUAAUUUCCUGCCAGCUUAUGCGCAACCUCGUUUUAUACGAAUUCAGAGUUGUAUGGAGGUGACGCGCACAUUUAAACAAAUCAAGCUGAAGCUGGUGGAAGACGGAUUUAACCCCACUGUGACCUCUGAUUCAAUGUACUUUCUGUGUGAGAACGAGAAGACGUACGUCUCUAUAACCCCCUUCAUUUACCAGCAGAUCUUAACUGGCAGCAUUAAACUUUAAUGAUGUUAUAUUAGUUAUAUUAGUAAUGUCACAGUGUUAUUGAUUACUGGAGAGGAACACAGCACUAACAGGAAGAUGUGUUACAAAUUCAGAACUUACUGGUUAUUACUAGUUAGUUAUCAGACAAAGCUGCUUGUCCUGUUUAAACUAAACCAUCUUAACUAAUAAUCAAAGUCCACGUGUUUUGUUUACACUUUACUGGUUCUCCAUUAUUAUAAUUUUUUAUGCUAGUUUUAUACUUGAUUGCCAUUUAUUAUAAACGUUUAAGACAUUUCAUUUAUGAAUAGUUAACAACAACAAAAUGACUAGAAUCAUGUAGUAUAACUGACUAUAUAGACUGUAUAAUAAUAAAUAAUAUUACACAAUA
This is a messenger RNA of Misgurnus anguillicaudatus (oriental weatherfish), 2494 nucleotides long. Its product is annotated as zgc:158482. The record is from RefSeq and is a predicted model, not a curated record. Gene Ontology annotation, biological process: long-chain fatty acid metabolic process; long-chain fatty acid import into cell. Gene Ontology annotation, molecular function: long-chain fatty acid-CoA ligase activity; long-chain fatty acid transmembrane transporter activity. Gene Ontology annotation, cellular component: endoplasmic reticulum membrane; plasma membrane. NCBI's taxonomy places the organism in Eukaryota, Metazoa, Chordata, Actinopteri, Cypriniformes, Cobitidae.